UCUGACACAGUACAGAAACUUGAGGAGAAGCACCUGAUACCUGUUCAAACACCUGGUCAAAUGAUUUAACAUCUUAAUCUGGAUGUAAUCUACUGGAAUCUCCAGUAAAAUGGAGUCUGAUAUUUAUCCAUCACACUUGACGAGGAACAGAAGUAUAACCCCUCCCCCCAACAUUUGUGAUCUCAGGAUUGUUCUACUUGGGAAGAAAGGCCUCAACAGCAGAGUGGGGAACUUCAUCCUGGGCAGAGAUGUGUUUGAUACUAAAGCUCCUCCUCCUUCAGUAGAGCAGCACAGUGAGAGAGCCAGAGAAAAUGUGGAGGGAAGAUGCAUCACCCUCAUCAACACUCCUCAGCUGUUUGACCCCUCUCUCUCAGAGGAUCAGUUCACAGAGCAGGUUAAAGAGUGCAUGUCUCUGUGUGCUCCUGGACCUCAUGUUAUAGUGCUGGUUAUACAGCCAGAUGACUUCACUGAGACAGACAGAGACAGACUGUAUCACAUCCUCUACUCUUUGUCUGAAGAGCCUCAUAAAUACACCCUAAUACUAACAACACAAACUCUGCAGUCAGGCUUCAGUGACAGAGACUCUGUUCAGGAGAAAAUGAUAAAGGAGACCAUCGCUAAGUACAGCAACAGUCACAUUGACUUAAAGAGAGGAUAUAAUCGUGCUGAUCUCUUGAAGAUGAUGCAGAAGAUGGUCAAACAGAAUGGAGGGACACACCUUAUCUGGGAGUCUCAGUGUGCAACAAAACAUGUGUCAGAUGUGUCUGCCUUCACUUCUAAGACACGGAAACUGAACUUUGUGCUGUGUGGGAGGGACAGAGCAGUAAAGGCCUCCUUAUCAGACCUCUUGCUGGACAAAAAGACUUCAAAAUAUCAACUUGACCAGAGAAAGCGCAGUCCAGAGUCCAGCUCAGUGUGUGUGAGGAGGGAGGGAGAAGUGUGUGGACGUCUGGUCACUCUGGUGGAGAUGCCAGCUCUCUACAACACUCAGCUCUCAGAGGAGGAAGUGAUUCAGGAGACUCUCCACUGUGUCUCUCUCUGUGAUCCUGGAGUUCAUGCUUUUCUCCUCAUCAUUCCUGUUGGUCCUCUCACUGAUGAAGACAAAGGAGAAAUGGAGAAGAUCCAGAGAAUCUUCAGCUCAAGGGUCACUGAGCACACCAUAGUCCUCUUUACAACUAAGUGGAACACUGACAAAAGAGCCGCAGUUGAGUUUGUAGAGCAAAGUUUAGAAACAAAGCAAAUUCUCAGGCUGUGUGAAGGCAGAUAUAAAAUCUUGGAGAAAAUGAAAAAUGGAAACCUGAAAUCGGUGCCGGCACUACUGGAUGAAGUAGUGAAGAUGGUACCCAGCAGCAAGCAUUAUUCACCCAGUGAAGCACAGAGAGAUGAAGGCAGACCACAGAGUGAAUGUAAAGAACAAGCGAACACAGUCAGAAAACUGAAAACAAAAGAACAACAAACAUGUGAUGAAGCUUCUGGCUCUGAGUGUCUGAGGAUAGUUCUAAUUGGGAAAACCGGGAAUGGGAAGAGCUCAACGGGGAACACAAUUUUAGGAAAAAAUGAAUUCAAGUCCAGUGUUAGCAUGACCUCUGUGACCACAAAGUGUCAGAAGAGUUUUGGUAAAGUUCUAGGAAAAUCUGUUGCUGUUGUUGAUACUCCAGGUCUCUUUGACACCACACUCUCAAGUGAAGAAGUAACACAAGAAAUUGUGGAGUGCAUCAAGCUGUCGACCCCUGGACCUCAUGCUUUUAUCAUUGUGUUGAGUGUUGGAAGGAUUACAAAGGAGGAGAUGGACACUCUGGAUUUAAUCAAGGACAUUUUUGGCCCUGAGGCUGCCAAGUUCAGCAUAGUUCUCUUCACCAGAGGAGACGAUCUGGGAAACGAGCCAAUUAAAGAGUACAUCAAAAGAAGUAGCCAUGCAGAUAUGAAUAAUCUAAUCCUGGACUGUGGCGGCAGAGUUCACAUGUUUAAUAACAAAGACAAGGAAGACCACACCCAAGUGACUGACCUUCUCAGAAAGAUUGAAGAAAUGAUACAUUUUGACAGGAACAAUUACUUUACAAACAAUAUGCUGAAGGUGGCAGAGAGAACCAUACAGCAGAAAAAAGAGGAGAUACUGAGAGAGAAGGAGAAAGAGAUUCAGGAAGGAGAAGAAGCUCUAAAGACUCAAUAUGAGAAACAGCUAGAAGAGCAGGAGUUACGUAUGAAGAGUGAAAGAGAGCAGGUGGAAGAAAAGAGACGUCAAAGAGAAAAAGAGUUUGAGGAGAGGGAAGGAUCUCUGAGACAAGAGCAUGAGAUGAAAGAAGAGAAGAAAUGUAGACAGAGUGCAGACAAGAAAGCAUGUUUUGAAAAAGAGCAAAGGGAAGAAAGAAAACAUAGAGAACAGGAAAUGGAGUGGAAGCAGCAGACGAGAGGCAGAGAGAAGGAACACAGGAGCACAUACCUGAGACCUGCUGAAAAACUGAGAGAACCAGGAGAAAACCUGAAGCAAAUUAUAGCAAAAUUUGAAAGAAAUAUUGAGCAAGACAGAAUUCAAAUACAGCCAGAGAGAAAACAGUGGAAAAGAGUAGAAAGUAGGGAAAAAGAACAGAGAGAGAGAGAACACAAGGAGAGUGAAUUACAGAUGAUAAAGAAGUUUGAGGAACUAGGAAAAGAGACAAAAGUCUGUAUGGACGAUGAAAGAAGUGAAAAGGAAAGAAAAAUGCUGGAGGAUCUAGAACUGGAGAGAGAAUGGCAGGAGGAGCUGAGAAAGAGAGAAGCAGAGGACAGAGCGAGAAGAGAGAAAGAGGAGAAAGAGCGUGAGGAAAUGAAGAAGGAGUAUGAGAAAAGAAUGAAUGAACUAAAGACCAAAUAUGAGGAAGAAGCUAGAGAGCAGGCUGAGCUGCUUAAUGAUGUACAAACCCAUUUUGAAAAUGAAAUAUCAGAACUGAUGAAAAAGCGCCGAGAUAAACGGAAAGAAAAAACACCAAGAUCAAGCAUGAGAGAAACACCUGAGAAAGACGUUAAAAAAGGGCAAUGUGUUCUACUCUAAAGUCUUUAGAGAUGAGAAUGUGUUAAUAUGACACAGAAGAAGCUUAGAGUAUAAAACAGU
Colossoma macropomum (tambaqui) is the source of this 3088-nucleotide messenger RNA. Its product is annotated as GTPase IMAP family member 8-like. The transcript is spliced from 5 exons. Lineage: Eukaryota; Metazoa; Chordata; Actinopteri; Characiformes; Serrasalmidae. The record is from RefSeq and is a predicted model, not a curated record. The coding region runs from base 110 to 3028 and encodes 972 amino acids. Gene Ontology annotation, molecular function: GTP binding.